Capsicum annuum is the source of this 2766-nucleotide messenger RNA. RefSeq names its product membralin-like protein At1g60995. The record is from RefSeq and is a predicted model, not a curated record. Gene Ontology annotation, cellular component: endoplasmic reticulum. Gene Ontology annotation, biological process: response to endoplasmic reticulum stress; positive regulation of ERAD pathway. The transcript is spliced from 14 exons. Bases 436 to 2418 code for a protein of 660 amino acids. NCBI's taxonomy places the organism in Eukaryota, Viridiplantae, Streptophyta, Magnoliopsida, Solanales, Solanaceae.
UUUAAAGUUAAAUAAUGAAAAUGAUUUUAUAAACUUGUCACAAUCAAUUUUUCACUGUCGGAGUAAUUUUUUCCCAAAGAAACGACCCGGCCAUCGGUGGAACGCAAUCCACCCGCCACCCAUCUCCCCUACACAUUUUCUCUCUCUCCUUUAUCAACCACCAUCAGCCGCCACCAAUAUACUCCCCUCUGUCUACUAUUCUUCACCUCAUCUUUCUACACCUCCACCCUGCCGGCUAAACCCAGAACUUCCAUUGCAGCCUCUGUCUCCGUCGACUCCGGCAAAACCCCCAGCCGUUCGGUGUCGAAAUGCAAAAUUCUUUUUAAGAAUCUCAAAGAAUUAGGAAUAUAGAAAGAAGCAAAGGUUGGUUGUAGAAUUUUAUGUUGUUUGAAGAUCGUAUAGGAAACCCCGUUGUAUGUAUGUUUAGGUAUAUAGAUGGAUCCAGAGCAGACGUUUAUACGGGUUCAAGAACGAUUUGCUCAGAUGCUGACGCCCAGGAUCAGAGCCACUCUCGAGUAUUUCUAUCUCUUCAUGGCCGUCACUCUCUUCUGUAUUCUCGUCGUUAUGCACGCCAAUUACGUUCAACAGCCUGGCUGUUCAAGUGAGCUGUCUAGAGUGAACAUCCCAGAUGCACAGCUUAUUCAAAUCAAGAUUACUAGUGCUGGCUUGUGGUCGCAGAAUCAAACCAACUAUGAUAUAGUAAAUGUUGCGAAUGAAGAACCUAUUAGUGAGAACCUGAAACAUUUGAACGAAGAUAGUUCAGUUACUUCUACAAACCCAUGGUUGGACUGGUUAAGUGAUGGAGCUAAGAGUGGUAAAUCUUUAUUAUAUUCAAACACCAAGUCCUGUGAGUCUUCAUUGGGAAGUUCAAUGAACAGUGAGUCAGUGGGUGAUGAUGUGGUCCCUAAAAUCAGUAAGGAAGUUUCACGUGCACGAUUUUUCAUCUCGCCGAAGGAAUCACUAAAAGCCGCUAUAAUUCGAAUUGGCCAAAAAUGGCAUGGGCGUUUGUCUUUCAUUUGGAGAGUUUCCAAGCGAGUCCUUGGAGGAUUAUGGGAUAUUGCUGGUAUACAUCUAAAUAUUGACAUUCCUAAGUUGCUCAAGACGCUUCACUUGGACAAGCUAAACUCUUAUGCUGUGCAGUGGCUUGAGACAAGAAGCAAGGCAUUUGAACCUACUUAUUUAUACACCAAAGGGAAGGGUUACUUGUUACUGCCUGAUGAAAUUAGAUUGCGCCAUAACAUUCACACUAUAAACACAAGCAUCUCUGCCCGGCAUCCCUGCUUUGGUAACAGGUGGCAGCAGCUUCUUAUAAAUAGACUUGUGGGAUAUGACACUAUUUUGAUGAAUAGUUUGUUGAAUUCUCCUGGUGAAGGUUAUCUUUAUAAUCACCAAACGAAGGAGUUCUAUAAUCUUACUUAUGCACAUGAGCAACCUGAAAGUUCUGCAAGAUUUGGAGACUACCUUGUCACAAAGUGUGGUGUACUCAUGAUGUCACUCUUUGUUUUCUUUACCACGACAAUGUCAGUUUCAUUUACAUUAAGGGAGACCCAAACACGCAUGCUUAAGUUCACGGUGCAGCUACAGCAUCAUGCUCGGCAUAGGCUUCCAACAUUUCAGUUGAUAUUUGUGCACGUAAUUGAGUCCCUUGUUUUUGUACCGAUCAUGAUAGGCAUCCUAUUUUUUUUGUUCGAGUUCUAUGAUGAUCAGCUGCUGGCUUUCAUGGUGUUAAUUUUUGUUUGGUUGUGCGAACUGUUUACAUUAAUCAGCGUACGCACACCAAUAUCCAUGAAGUACUUUCCACGCUUCUUUUUGCUCUACUUUCUGGUUUUCCACAUCUACUUCUUUUCUUAUAGUUAUGGUUUUUCUUAUCUAGCACUCUCAACAACAGCUGCAUUUAUGCAACAUCUUAUUUUAUACUUCUGGAACCGUUUUGAGGUUCCAGCUCUCCAGAGAUUUAUGCAAAGUAGACGCUCACACUUUCAGCAGCAUCCUGACUUUCAUAUCACCUCCUCUACGAUUCUCGCAUCAACUUUGCACAUCACAAGAUUAAAUGGAAGGAGCUCUGCUCCAACUAAUGUUGAUACGCCUCCUAGUCCUGGAGCUAGAAUUGAUCCAUUAGUGCCAAGAAAUGGUGCGACUGAAUUUCCUGGAGUUCCAGAUCGACAGGGGAAUAGAAACCAAGAUGAGUUUGGUAGUUCUCUUCAACUCGGAGGUCAACCUGAUACCCGCCAGUCUGAAACUGGAGCUAACCCGGGGUCUAUGAAUUCAUUCAGCUCCUUGCUGCUGUGGAUAUUAGGGGGUGCUUCUUCUGAGGGUCUAAACUCCUUUCUCUCUAUAUUUCGAGAUGUACGAGACCAUGGUCAAGUUUUUGCUGGACCACCUGGACAAGAAACUCAUGCCACCCAAAAUCCUGAAUAGAUGCAGAUGGAAGCUGAAACGUUGGAGCCUUAAAGGUGUUGUACUGCACAAGAGAGGAGUAGUAUUGGAAAACACUGCUUAUCCAUGAGAAUGGUGAAAUGAGGCUAAGGACUGAGGGGAGGAGGAUGUCGACAGAUAAGUAGAAGUGGUAGAGAAUUUAGUAGUUGAAGAGUCGUCCAAGGAAAAACUUACUACUAUUUCUUGCUUUCGUUGGCUUACUUAACCUUUGUACAUACGACUUGAAGUAAAAUGUGGGAGGAUGUACAAAUCUUCUGGAUGGAAAUUUGUAAAGCUAUUUUAGGGUCAUCCAUCUUAUUAAUUCUAAUGUUUUAUAUAUAUUUGGGAAAA